AUGGCCCCGGCAGCAGCAGAGUCCGCGUCCCCGAUUGGCAUUGCCAAUCUGCCCAACCAGCGACACAAGAUUGUCGCGAAGAGAGGCGCAGCCUUCACCAUCAUGGUGGCUGGCGAGUCAGGCUUGGGAAAGACCACGUUUAUCAACACCCUUUUCUCGACUACGAUCAAAAACUACCAAGAUCACAAACGACGACACGCAAAGCAAGUUGAUAAGACGGUGGAAAUUGAGAUCACCAAAGCCGAAUUAGAGGAGAAGUUUUUCAAAGUUCGUCUGACCGUCAUCGACACACCUGGCUUCGGUGACUACGUCAAUAACCGCGACUCCUGGAUGCCAAUCAUCGAGUUCCUUGACGAUCAACAUGAGUCCUACAUGUUGCAAGAGCAGCAACCUAAGCGACAGGACAAGAUCGACCUUCGAGUCCACGCUUGUCUCUACUUCAUUCGUCCUACUGGCCAUACCUUGAAGCCAUUGGAUAUCGAAGUGAUGAAACGUCUCUGCACCCGUGUCAACUUGAUUCCCGUUGUCGCAAAGGCUGAUACUUUGUCUCCUGCCGAUCUUGCCCGCUUCAAACAUCGAAUUCGAAAUGUCAUUGAGGCCCAAGGCAUCAAGAUCUACCAACCCCCAAUUGAGGACGAUGAUGAGGCGGCUGCACAACACGCCCGUGCUCUUAUGGCGGCGAUGCCUUUCUCCGUCAUUGGCAGCGAGAAGGAUGUCAAGACUGCGGACGGCCGUGUUGUCAAGGGCCGACAAUAUGCUUGGGGUGUUGCAGAGGUCGAGAAUGAGGACCACUGCGAUUUCAAGAAGCUCCGAUCGAUCCUUAUUCGAACCCACAUGCUUGAUCUUAUUCAUACCACCGAAGAGAACCACUAUGAAGCAUAUCGUGCUCAGCAAAUGGAGACACGAAAGUUUGGCGAAGCGAGACCAAGAAAAUUGGACAACCCCAAGUUCAAGGAGGAGGAAGAGGGGCUGAGAAAGAGAUUCACCGAACAGGUCAAGGUCGAAGAACAGAGAUUCAGAGCUUGGGAACAGAAGUUGAUUGGGGAGAGAGACCGAUUGAACAAGGAUUUGGAGGCCACCCACGCUGCCAUCAAGCAAUUGGAGCAAGAGCUCGAGCAAAUGCAAGGCAGCGCCGUCCGAAGCCACGGUCGUCGCUAG
This is a messenger RNA of Rhinocladiella mackenziei CBS 650.93, 1158 nucleotides long. RefSeq lists its product as uncharacterized. The coding region runs from base 1 to 1158 and encodes 385 amino acids. Gene Ontology annotation, biological process: cytoskeleton-dependent cytokinesis. Lineage: Eukaryota; Fungi; Ascomycota; Eurotiomycetes; Chaetothyriales; Herpotrichiellaceae. The transcript has 3 exons. Gene Ontology annotation, cellular component: microtubule cytoskeleton; septin ring; cytosol. Gene Ontology annotation, molecular function: GTP binding; GTPase activity; molecular adaptor activity. The record is from RefSeq and is a predicted model, not a curated record.